GUCAUGAUGAACCUCGACGAGGGCAAGGUGGCGAUCUACAAUUCCAGCUCGUCAUCCUACUUGAUCAGUGUUUGUUCCGUCGCCCAGGUGCUGAUUUCGCUGCUCCCAAACGACGCGAGACCGAGACCACGAGUGCAAACGUACGAGCCUGGCCUAGGAGUCCAAGUGGACAGCUACAACUGUGGCGUCUACGUUCUACUCGCGUUUGAAAUAUCAUGCGGGGCCCAGCUGCUUGGGCAUCUCGACAAGAAGGCGCUGCAAUACCUUCGCUACCGCUACCUUUGUAUGUGCAUGGAUUAAUUGGUGGUAGUCGCUAAGCUCACAAAGCUAAAUUUAUUAGUUCAUAUGAAGUCUUGAAUCUUCACGCUCUCUCCGAAGGUGGUGGAUUUCGGAUUGGAG
This is a messenger RNA of Phytophthora nicotianae INRA-310, 399 nucleotides long. RefSeq lists its product as hypothetical. The coding region runs from base 4 to 300 and encodes 98 amino acids. Lineage: Eukaryota; Oomycota; Peronosporomycetes; Peronosporales; Peronosporaceae. The transcript has a single exon. The record is from RefSeq and is a predicted model, not a curated record.